This is a messenger RNA of Salarias fasciatus (jewelled blenny), 3214 nucleotides long. RefSeq names its product whirlin a (gene whrna). The transcript is spliced from 12 exons. The record is from RefSeq and is a predicted model, not a curated record. Gene Ontology annotation, molecular function: protein binding. The coding region runs from base 28 to 2985 and encodes 985 amino acids. Gene Ontology annotation, cellular component: stereocilia ankle link complex; plasma membrane; photoreceptor inner segment. NCBI's taxonomy places the organism in Eukaryota, Metazoa, Chordata, Actinopteri, Blenniiformes, Blenniidae. Gene Ontology annotation, biological process: sensory perception of sound; auditory receptor cell stereocilium organization.
GCGCGGCGCCGCCAGGCACGUCGCACGAUGAGCAGCACCGACCUGGAGCGCAUGUCGCUCGGCUCCUCGGCCAACUCCGUGGCCUCCAGCGCGCGGACGCUCUCGGCCAACGUGCGCAAGCUGCACAACGCGCUCAACCUGCUGCUGAACGACUUCGAGAGGGAGCAGUUCAUCCACUGCCUCAACGUGUACCACUCCAAGCGCAACGUGUACGACCUGGUGCAGACCCUCAACGUCAUCCUCAACGCGCCCAGCAAGCGCCAACUUCUGCCCAUGCUGCGGCUGGUCAUCCCCCGCUCCGACCAGCUCCUGUUCGAGCAGUACACCUCGGAGGGCCUCUACUUAAAGUCGGAUUUGAUCGCGAGCAACGGCACCGCCGAUCCGCCCCCUCCUCCUCCGCCGCCUCCUCCGCCUCCGCCGCCGCCGCCUCCUCUGCCGGGAGACUUCCCCGGCGCGAGUCCGACCCUCCCGGGCCACUACUCGCCGAACAACCCGGCGGAGUUCCAGGUGGCGCUCCGGGGCUCGCCGGAUAGUUUCAGCACCAGCAGCGACGGGACAGCUCCGCUGGUGCCUCUGCUGGGCAGGAACUUCAUCCACGAACCGCCGGGCGAGCUGCGCCACGUCUGCAUGAAGCGGCACAAGAGCAACGAGGGGCUCGGCUUCAGCAUCCGCGGCGGCUCCGAGCACGGCGUGGGCAUCUACGUGUCCCUGGUGGAGCCGGGCAGCCUGGCGGAGAAGGAGGGGCUCCGGGUGGGGGAUCAGAUCAUGAAAGUCAACGACAAAGUCUUCGAAAAAGUCACGCAUGCGGAAGCAGUAAAGGUGCUGAAGGGCAGUAAGAAGCUGAACCUCUCGGUGCGUUCUGUCGGGCGGAUCCCCGGCGGCUACGUCACCAACCACGUUUACACCUGGGUGGACCCCCAGGGCCGCAGCGUGUCCCCGCCCCCCGACCUGCCGGAGCACCGCAGCGCCACCCUGAGGCGGAGCGACAGCCAGCGGCGGAGCAACAUGCAGCUGCUUCAGGAAGGAGACGAGAAAAAGGUGAACCUGGUGCUGGACGACGGCCGGUCGCUGGGCCUGAUGAUCCGGGGAGGAGCUGAGUACGCUUUGGGUAUUUACAUCACUGGAGUGGACCAGGGAUCAGCAGCGGAGUGCGGCGGACUCAAGGUCGGCGACCAGAUCCUGGAGGUGAACGGCCGCAGCUUCCUGAGCAUCCCGCACGACGAGGCCGUCCGGGUCCUGAAGUCGUCGCGGCACCUGAUGAUGACGGUGAAGGACGUGGGCCGGCUGCCGCACGCCAGGACGGUGGUGGGCGAGACCAAGUGGAUCGCCAGCUCGCAGAUCGCCGAGAGCUCUGCCAACAGCAGCGUGGCAGGCUUCUCUGUGGACCAAGGAGCCUCUGCAGCAGGAAAGCCUUCGUUCUAUAAGGGCGUGGCGGGCUCCCAGGUGACCCUGUCCAGCCUGGUGAACCAGUCCCGGGCCAUGCUGGAGGAGCAGGCGCGCCACCUGCUGACGGAGUCGGAGCGGCAGACCAUGGGCUACUACGUGGAGGAGUACCGGGACGGGCACAUCGGCGUGGAGCAGCUGGUCAUGGCGCUGUUUGAGCUGCUGAACACGCAUGCCAAGUUCUCUCUGCUGUCAGAGGUCCGCGGCCUCGUCGCCCCGCAGGACCUGGAGCGCUUCGACGGCCUGGUGCUGCGGCGCGAGAUCCAGGCGCUGAAGGCCCGGCAGGGGAGCGCCGGAGCCUCGGCGCUGCAGCCGGACUCGCUGUCCAUGGUGUCCUACCCCGACACCCUGACCUCGUCCUCAGCCAGCUUCAUGACCAACACCACGCUCAGCUCUGCACGGAACGACAGCAUCAUGGAGAGCAAUGAGGAGGAUCCGCCGGAGAGCCUCAACACCCUGCUGACCGACAUCUCUCUGGAUGACGUUCAGUCCGUCCCGGCCGAGUCCCCCCCCUCCUUCAAGCCUCCGCCCCCGCCGGGGGUUCAGAGGCGCCCCACUCGCCGGGACGUGGUCAACAAGUGCCCGUCGUCCGAGUCCUCCCACUCGGGGUUGUACUUCACGGCGCCGGCCUCGCACGGCCACGGCAAGCAGCCGGGGCGCGGCCCCGCCUCCCCCUCCGCGCAUCACAAGCGGGAGCCCCCCAAGGACCCGUCCCGGGAGUACGCCGCCAUCAGAAAAAAAGACCGCCCGACGCCUCCGAAGAAAGACCACAUGACCUCGGCUCAGCUGUCCAAGGUGGGCCAGCACAGCAUCGGCCCCUUCCCGAGGGUCCAGUCCCCAAACAGAGGCGCCAAACCCACCGUCCAUCCCCCGUCCCCUCAGCCGCCCCCUCCACCACCGCUGCCCGCUCCCCCGCCCCCGCCCGCCCUGCCCGCCAAACCCGCGUCCAUGUCCAAAGCCGGCUCCGCCCUGUCUCCGGGCUCCAAGCAGCAGUUUGUGACGGUGGAGGUCCACAGGCCCAACGGCGAGCCGGACGUCAACGAGGUGCGGCCGCUGCCCCAAGCUCGAGGUGGCGCCCUGUCUCAGCUGUCAGACAGCGGACAAACGCUCAGCGAGGACAGCGGGGUGGACAUAGCUGACUCAGGGCAUGUCAGCAAAGACAGCAGCCCUCACUCCUCACGCACACGCCUCCCGCGGGACGCCCCGGGCGGCGCGGGGGACAACCCCUCCAAACCGCCGGGGCUGCUGGAGCCCACGUCCACGCUGGUGAGAGUGGCAAAGAGCGCCAGCACCCUGGGGAUCGCCAUUGAAGGCGGAGCCAACACUCGCCAACCUCUGCCACGGAUCGUCACUAUACAGAGGGGCGGAUCAGCUCACAACUGCGGCCAGCUGAGGGUGGGCCAGGUCAUCCUGGAGGUCAACGGCGUCUCGCUGAGGGGCCGGGAGCACCGGGAGGCGGCGCGCCUCAUCGCCGAGGCCUUCAAGACCAAAGACAGGGACCACGUGGACUUCCUGGUGACCGAGUUCAACGUGGCGCUAUAGCCGAGCGGAAGAGGAGGCGGGGGGCGGCGAGGCGUUCAGGCGUCGGGAUUAUAAUGGCACAACUCUGACAUGAACCUCACCGAACCACCGGCCGGAUCUCUGAGCCCUUCUUCUUUCUCAUGAACUGGAACUCUAGGAUUUACAAAGCGUUUCCUCCAUUCUGGACUUUCUCCAGGAUCCUCCUCAACCUGUUACCUCCCCACUGUGAGACCUGCAGCCCCGCAGUGGG